CAGUUGGUGGCGCUAAUGCACCAAAACAACCUUUACACCCAGAAGUUAAAAGGUUCAAAGUCCCCAAAUCCGGAUCUGUGCGGUUGUUUCUCCUCCGUCAUGAACCGACUGAGGAUCAUUUCUGGACACCUGUGUCCCGCCGGCUCCUCCGAGCUUCGGCGGGACCUCCGGAGCUCAGCCUGCGGCUCCACGGCGGGAUGCUCCGGGGAGGACGUGGUGGUGGUCCACGGGCGGAGGACCGCCAUCGGACGGGCUAAGAGGGGAGGGUUUAAGGACACCACACCUGAUGAGCUGCUGAGCGCCGUGAUGACAGCUGUGCUGACAGAUGUUGGACUGCCUCCUGACAAACUGGGCGACGUCUGCGUGGGAAACGUGUUGCAGCCUGGAGCUGGCGCUCUGAUGGCCAGGGUGGCUCACUUCCUCAGCGGUUUUCCAGAGACCGUUCCGGUCUACACGGUGAACAGGCAGUGCUCCUCAGGCCUCCAGGCGCUUCUUAAUAUCGCAGGAGCCAUCCGGAGCAGAACCAUCGAUCUCGGACUCGCCUGCGGAGUGGAGAGCAUGACUCUGAGAUCGAUGAAUAAUCCUGGAGAUCUGAGCUCCAGGCUUUCGGACCACCAGAAGGCUCGAGACUGCAUCAUUCCCAUGGGCUUGACGUCGGAGAAUGUUGCGGAGCGCUUUGGGAUCUCCAGGGAGCAGCAGGACUCGUUCUCUCUCAGCUCUCAUCAGAAAGCGGCUCGAGCUCAGAACUCGGGUCGGUUCGACUCGGAGAUCGUUCCCGUGUCCGUCACCUUAGUGGACGAUGAGGGCAGAGAGCGCCAGGUGACGGUGAGUAAAGAUGAAGGCAUCAGAACCGGAACCACGCUGGCUGGACUAUCCAAACUCAGACCGGCCUUCAAACCCGAUGGCAGCACCACAGCAGGUAACUCCAGUCAGGUGAGUGAUGGAGCAGCAGCUGUGCUGCUGGGCCGCAGGUCUGCCGUAGAGGCUCUGGGUCUGCCGGUUCUGGGGGUUCUGAGAGCAAGUGCCGUGGUGGGGGUCCCUCCGGACAUGAUGGGAAUUGGACCAGCGGUCGCCAUUCCUGCAGCGCUGCAGCAGGCAGGACUCCGCCUGGAGGACAUCGAUGUGUUUGAGAUCAAUGAGGCCUUCGCCAGUCAGGCCGUGUUUUGUGUGGAGAAACUGGGAAUCCCGCUGGAGAAAGUGAAUCCCAACGGGGGCGCCAUCGCUCUGGGUCAUCCUCUGGGAUGCACCGGAGCCCGACAGGUGGUCACGCUGCUGAAUGAGCUCCGGCGCAGAGGCAAGAGGGCAUACGGAGUCGUGUCCAUGUGCAUCGGCACAGGGAUGGGAGCCGCUGCCGUGUUCGAGUAUCCCGGACCGUAGCGGCAAACACCAGACCAAGACCCGAUCGCUGCUAUCUGACAACACGCAGCACCUGGAGCGGGAAACAGCCGGAGGGCUUCUGAUUCAGAUAACGAUUAAAGAUGCCGAUUCUGUCUUUUACGGCCUGGUGAAAGACUUCAGCUCCGCCUGCUGGCUUUUUCCCCUCCAUGCGUUCCCAACAUGGACUUCACAUCAGAAUCGGCUGAAAUAAACUGGAAAGAUUCUCCAAACAUUCUGAGCCAUGAACUAAACCGUUCUGGUUCCUGCAGAACCUGCAGCAGAACCUCUGAGCACCUCCUGGAUCGGAUCCUUUCAGAUGCGGAAACCUGAUUAAACUAACACCCGUUUCUAAGCAGACUGAACAUUUAGCAAAAUAAAAGCGCUUUACUGCUGGGAGGCUUUUAUUGUGACGUAGCUUCAGGAAGCUGAGUAGGCAGUGAGUCUGUUUAACUGGGUUAACUGGUUAACUGGGUUAACUGGUUUAACAGCUGAACUAAACAGAAAAAUGUUAACUUCAGAGUUUAAAGUGCCUUUAAAACUGCAGUGCUUUCAAAAUAAAAGUCAAAUCAAACCUUUAAUCUGAAAGAAUUCAGAUAAUAAAACAUGUCAACAUCAA
Molecule: messenger RNA, 1993 nt
Organism: Nothobranchius furzeri (turquoise killifish)
Lineage: Eukaryota; Metazoa; Chordata; Actinopteri; Cyprinodontiformes; Nothobranchiidae
Gene: acaa1
Product: acetyl-CoA acyltransferase 1
Biological process (GO): fatty acid beta-oxidation; phenylacetate catabolic process
Cellular component (GO): peroxisome
Molecular function (GO): acetyl-CoA C-acyltransferase activity
Source: RefSeq, a predicted model, not a curated record